AUGUCGGCGAACACCGGGAAAGCCAACAAGCGGGCGCUCGACACCUAUAUCCAGGUGCUGCGCGAUAUCAACAAGUACCCCGACAAGGCGUAUAGCGGGCCAAGGGGGAGCCAGCUUACCCCUGUCGCCACGAACUGUGGCACGUAUAUCUCACCUCUAUCGCUGCUCGAACCUCACCAAUACCCGCGCUCCGUUCUCAGUCUGGACGCCGCUAAACGCGUGCUCCUUGUCAACGUCUUUGAAGAGACGCGCUUUGAUCCGGCGGGGAACGUUCAGACGUUGCCCGGAUUCCAAUACAUAUGCCCGAACAUCGACUGCGACCUCGCAAAGGCAGACCACUGGCCCACAAUCAUCACCGGAAUCUUUGAGGAUGGCACCCUGAGUGCCUGCAUUGCAUGCCUCCGCAAGAAAAGGCAGAACUGCACAAUCGAAGGACUGAUGAUUCCUCUGUACAAGUUUAAGGGUCAAGAAUUCAACCAGGCCAAGUUGUCACGGGCUGUCGAAGAGAUCGAUCUUGACAAGUACAUUAAGGCGUCCAAGGCACAAGUGGAGUAA
Molecule: messenger RNA, 555 nt
Organism: Vanrija pseudolonga
Lineage: Eukaryota; Fungi; Basidiomycota; Tremellomycetes; Trichosporonales; Trichosporonaceae
Exons: 4
Coding region: 1-555 (184 amino acids)
Source: RefSeq, a predicted model, not a curated record